Molecule: messenger RNA, 2398 nt
Organism: Micropterus dolomieu (smallmouth bass)
Lineage: Eukaryota; Metazoa; Chordata; Actinopteri; Centrarchiformes; Centrarchidae
Gene: pax10
Product: paired box 10
Exons: 8
Coding region: 219-1067 (282 amino acids)
Biological process (GO): anatomical structure development; regulation of transcription by RNA polymerase II
Molecular function (GO): RNA polymerase II cis-regulatory region sequence-specific DNA binding; DNA-binding transcription factor activity, RNA polymerase II-specific
Source: RefSeq, a predicted model, not a curated record
AGUAUUGUCAACAAAGCUGGAGAACAAGGGACGUGGGGGCAACAGGGGAAUAAAGGUCCACAGAGGAGAAAAGUAGCACACAGGACCCCCGCAUCAGUUUACCUGCACACUUGGAGGAAGGACUGGAGGAGGUAGCCAAAGGUGACAGUAAACAGGGGCGGACACGCACAGGACAGGACUCCUUUAUUUCUCUUCAUGGUGGUUUGGACACUCGGAGUAUGUAUGAGAAGUUAACCAUGCUGAACCUGCAGAGCGGCUCGAACUGGAGUGGGCCUAACAACUGGUACCAUGACCCCACCGGCGUUCAGACACAACACAGUACAGUGUCUGAUGGCUGUCUACUCGACACGGAGGGCAGCAUGGGGGGAGAGGCAGGGGGAGGGGGAGCGGGCAGAAGGGGAGGAGUCCCCGUGGAGAGGGACGAAGGUGAGGAGUCUCAGCUGAGGUUGCAGCUCAAGAGGAAGCUGCAGAGGAACAGGACCAGCUUCACACAGGAGCAGAUCGAGGCUCUGGAGAAAGAGUUUGAAAGGACACAUUAUCCAGAUGUCUUUGCGAGGGAGAGAUUGGCAAACAAGAUCGAUUUACCAGAGGCCCGGAUACAGGUGUGGUUCUCAAACCGAAGAGCCAAGUGGAGGAGAGAGGAGAAGCUGCGCAAUCAAAGGAGGUCAGGGGGUGUGACUUCCUGUUCACAGAGCCAAGCCCCUCUGACUACUUCCUUCAACACAUCUGUCUAUCAUCAACAGCACGGCAGCAGUUCAGGGUCCAUGUUGAGUCAGGCUGAGUCGUCCCUGCCCAGCUACAGCUCCCUGUCAGUUUUCUCAUCUGGAGUCCAGUCUAUUCCCCCCCAGUCGGCUUCCUCCUACUCCUGCAUGUUACCUCCAUCUCCCUCUGCUCCGCGCAGCUUUGACUCAUCGGCAUACUCCUCCCCUCACCUGCAGACUCCGCCCUCGGCCAACUCCAACACCGGGCUCAUAUCGCCCGGCGUUUCAGUGCCGGUCCAGGUUCCAGGGACCGAGCAGCAGGGCAUGAGUCAUAACCUGGGUCAGUACUGGGCCAGAUUACAGUGAACAACAGACAAUCGCUGCCAAACCGGCAACACAAAAGAAGAAGGGGGAAAAAGGGCAUGUAACAAAAAGUGUCAAGAAAACAACAUGGGGACACACAGGUUUUUAGGAAGCACAGGACUGCACUAUAGAGGGGCCUCAAUGGGGCCUCAAUGAGUUGCAGCCCCCUGACAUGCAUUAAAUGUUUACAAAUUCAGCCAAGAGCAGCUUUGGUUGUGCUUGACAGUACUCUAGUCAUGCUGGUAUUUUCUUUGUACUAUCAGAUUUUUUAUGGAGGUAGGGGGUGGAGGGUGGGGGGUAGUUAAUCAUCAGUUUGAGGUGUAUUUAUGAUUAAAUUAAAGUCAAGAUCAGGCUAAAGUUAGGGUUUAGGUUGCUCUCUGCGGAGAAUUGUUAUUCUCAAAAGUGUUAACAUAUUUUAUUGUGUGGAACAAUUUGGCUUUUACUUAUACCGACGGUUUCAUGAGCCAAAAGAAAUAAACAACCAGGGGAAAAGAAAAUGGACUUUUUAUUACACAAAGCUGUAAUACACAGAGAUUUGGUUGAAAGGUUUAAAAAGCCUGUAAGUGGACUUUUGAGCUUUGACGUUAUACAUAAUGUUAUACAUAAGAGGUGUCAGAAGACUGCUUUUGAGGUUUGAAUUUUUGGAAGUUGAUCUGAAAUUACCAUGAGCUCUCAGCCCAUACACUUAAAUGUCUACCAAGUUUAUUUGAAAAUAAAUAACAAAAACAGGUGCAUGAAUUGUAGUUUUGAAAUAUCAAAAUUGGAAGAUGUUUGCUCAUACUUGCUUAGAAAAUUGCUGGGUUAUAAUUACAACUCUAUCAUACAGAAAUGCUCUGAAAAGUCAUUCAGUGGUACUAAGUAAAUGCCAGCAGAUGUUUGAAUUGUGAAGUGUAACCUCAGUUUCUUGUUACUUGAGCAGCUCAAUGAUAUUGUGAUAGCGAGCUUCUUCCCUAAGCAUAAGCUGUGUGAGGGUACUGUGAAGAUUUUAGACUUGCUUAUGGCAAUCACUUUUACUAAAACUAAAAAAACAUACCAUAAAAAAAGUAAAUACUACCUACCCUGCCAGCAACAUUACACUAAUACUGAUACUGCAUAUUUUUGUACAGAUAUCUGUGUAUGAUGAAGAUUACUGUGGAAUAUUGUCAGAUAUUAUUGGAGGGAAGAAUGUAGCACGUUGUGGACUCAAAUCAUCCUCAAAGCACAAAUUUCAUUUGUUAAGAUAAAUUAUUAGGGAGGCACCAUAUCAAUACUGGUAUCAGAUAUUGUCUGAUACUAAGCUAAACAUUAAAAUAUUAAAUAUUUAUAGGUAUCACAGAUUUGUGCCAAAAACUACA